AUGAGCCACCUCACUCCAAAGGAAAAUGAAAAGUUGAUUAGUCUCGUAGGUCAAAGAUGUACGGUUACGGGGAAAAUUAAUGGGAAAACGGUUUUAUGGGACACAGGAGCCCAAGUAUCUAUUGUUUCAGCCAAGUUUUUAAAAGAGAAUUUUCCAAACUGUACUAUUAAAGACGUGAGUGAACUGUUAAAUUGUGACCUUACACUGACGGCAGCCAAUG
Messenger RNA from Paramuricea clavata, 220 nucleotides. NCBI's taxonomy places the organism in Eukaryota, Metazoa, Cnidaria, Anthozoa, Malacalcyonacea, Plexauridae. The record is from the annotation of a GenBank genome assembly.